Molecule: messenger RNA, 726 nt
Organism: Nezara viridula (southern green stink bug)
Lineage: Eukaryota; Metazoa; Arthropoda; Insecta; Hemiptera; Pentatomidae
Source: the annotation of a GenBank genome assembly
AUGUGCGAACUAACAAAACUUCAUUUAAUACUUCUCGCAGCAACAGGAUGCCUGGGAUUCGAACAUUUCGAACAUCAUCCGGUCAAGACACAGAUCAUCACCAAAGAGGAAGUCGUGCCGUAUCCCGUUAAAGUUGAGAAACACGUUCCAUAUCCAGUCAAAGUCCCUGUCGAGAGACCAGUGCCGUUCCACGUACCUAAGCCAUAUCCAGUGCACAUCGAGAAGAAGGUACCGGUUCCAGUGAAGGUCGAAGUACCCCAUCCAUAUCCAGUGUACAAGGAAGUUAAAGUGCCAAUAGAGGUUAAGGUUGAGAAGCCUGUGCCUUAUCAUGUGCCUAAGCCGGUUCCAGUAUACGUCGAAAAAAAGGUUCCUUAUCCAGUCGAGAAAAAAGUUCCUUAUCCGGUAAAGGAAGUAGUCGAGAUCCCCAAGCCAUAUAAAGUACCCUAUAUUGUCGAAAAGAAAGUACCUUAUGUUGUUGAAAAGAAAGUGCCAGUGAAGGUUGAAGUGCACGUUGAGAAGCCUUACCCUGUAGAAGUUCCCAAGCCGUACCCAGUAACAGUGGAGAAGAAAGUACCUUACUUUGUGGAGAAGAAGGUACCAUACGAAGUAAAAGUACCCGAAUUCGUCAAAGUACCAGUACCCAUCUACGAACACAGUAGUCAGGAUUAUUGGAAGUCUUCUAACCACGGAGGGCUAGAAACUUCAGGACAUUUCCACCAUUUCUGA